Messenger RNA from Meleagris gallopavo (turkey), 6368 nucleotides. Lineage: Eukaryota; Metazoa; Chordata; Aves; Galliformes; Phasianidae. The record is from RefSeq and is a predicted model, not a curated record.
AUUUUUUUUUUUUUUGCACAAAAGCUUCUUUAAUGAACAAUAAAAACCUCUGUAAACUGGUAACUCCGUUGUUCCCUUGGUGUGUGCUAAUUCCUGAAGGAUCUUGUCAGCGUCCCUUUGUCUCAAAGGCAGAAGAGGGCACGUCCCAGAAUGUCACCUGAAGCUUUUGCAGCAGAGGCAGGGCGAUGCCAGGAAUCCUGAGGCUGAAUGACAGGAUUCAGGUUUACAUUGCAGCAUGCAUGUCCUAUCAAGCCUUUUUAUAUGGAGGGCAGCUGUGGGCUUGCCAGGGAUUGCUGCUGCUUGUCUCUUCCCUGGAUGAGCGCAAUGCCUGCUGUGAGGUAACACUGGGGUGUUGCAAUUCCCAUGCACGGGCUGGAGGGAGUUCUCGCUGGAGCUGUUUGCGAGUCAGCACUGCAGCCUGCUAUCAUUUAGUGUGGCUUUCCUGUGUCUUCAUUUCUUGUUUUUAUUUUGAUUGCAGUAUAUUUCUUAUAAAUGCUUAACGACACCAUUGAUUCUCUUGACUAAACUUACUGGUCUUUAAUACCUGUGCUAGCUUUGGGCAGUGGGUUCUGGGCUGUGAAAUGAUGCCUGGUUGGUUCUGACCUCCUGGGAAUACCUGCCCAACUCUGGUCCCUCCCUCUGCUUGCAUACUGCUGUUGAUUUUAUAAUCAGGGCAUAAAGAGGGGUGUGGUAAUUGCUGUGCGUAGGUGUCAGUUCUCACUACUUCUCCCAGCUGUUCCAAGAUUCCUCAGUCUGGGAGAAGCACGGGAAAUAACCAGCACUGAGGACUGUGUUGGGAACAGCAUGGCGAGCAAGUGGAGAGGCUGGGUGCUGAUCCUCUCCGUGUGCUUGGGGUCCUACCAAGGUAAGGUCAGGCCUUGUGCGUAGGGCUCUUUCCUCAAGAGAGCUCAGAAAAUGCCUCUGAACCCCAGAACUAUUCCAAGCUAUCUUGAGCGUGUGUUCCUCAUAAAGGAUCAGAAAGGUUCAAACUCAGUAGCAUGCUUCCUUGUCCUCUGUGGUUUUGGGCACUCUCCAGUGGGUUGUGCUUUGAUUCCUGUUCACUUGGAAUUGAGCGUUCUGGUUUUUGCCCUGAAUGGUGAUUUUAAGUGCAGAAAAUGAUUCCUGUAGGAGCCAGCAGAGCUGGUGUUUUGUAGGGGCUCAAGAGGAGUGGAGGAGAUGAGAUUGAAGAGGAUGAGUCAAUGUGGAAUCUCAGCAGCUUGGCUGCUGCCCUCUGUGCUGGGGCCUGGAUGUGGAUGUGUGCUGUGGGAGCCAUUGCUUGUACUGUGGGGAAUCAGAAUAGUGCACACAGCUUUCUCUUGGGUUGGGGGUAGGGAAGCGGGAAACCUUUUUUGUUGAGUUUCCUAGCUGGGUCUUGGUGAGCUCUGGGUUACCGGGUGCAAUGUUGGAGAGCUCCUGGAGCCCUGACCAGUAGGGCUUUGGGAGCAGAUUCCCCAGGCAGCAGAAGGCAGAGGGGUCUGUACCCAAUGAUCCUUGCUGACAGAGGGAGGGAAGGGGGUUGGAAGCACUUACAAGAAAAUUCCUUGGGGAAGCCACAGAGCUCUGUAGAUGCAGGAAGGUGAACUUAAGACCUUUUGUGCACUUCUUUUGGCCACCCUCCCAUUGGACUCCACAACCUGUGCUGUGUUGGCACUGCGAUGGAGUUGUGCUCCCCACAUGGGGACGUGCUGGGGGGGGCACGGGCUGCUGGGAGCUUCCUUACUAGCAACAGGACCAGCAGGAAAAUUCACCUGUGUGCUCAGCACGUUGGAGCCAGCCUGUGGUGAGAGGGAGUGCAGCUCUCCCUUCCACAUCCUCGCCAACUCCUCAUUUCCUCAUUCCUGGAAGGUUUUCCCACCAGCAACGUUAACAUCACCUCUUCUUGGCCAGAUCCUUGGAUGGUUUUGGGGGAAAAGCUGCAUUUGGGGAGUGUGUUGCUGGCUGGUAACUGGGGCGCAGGGCCCACAUGCCACCCCCAGGCUUGCACCACAACCGGUUCUCCGGGCUCAGCCGGCUCAGCUGUGGAACGAACGCUCCUCCGCGCCCUGCAAUGUGCUCAGGGCACAGCAGCGAUCCCAUCCCUACGUGUCCUUCAGAGGGCUGUUCCCAUCUGGGGAUCAUUUGUGUGGCUGGUCUCCAGCCUGGUGCUGGUAGAGGUGCCCAUGUCUGUGGGUCAAUCAGUUCGUGGCUGUUGGAUUAGGUGGGGCUGUGUCUGUGGGUCAAGCUGGGCCAUCCCAAUGUGCACACUCAGUGUUUUUGGGUUGUGUGGUGCGUGCAACCCCUUCCGUGCUUACUCAGCAUCUUGCAGGAUGAGCUGGUGACCCAACAUCCAUGAAAACAGUGAUUAAAAUGGACAGCUGUCUGAUCUGGGAGGAUGUGGCAGGUGGGAAUGGAAUCUUGGGCCACUUCAUGCUGGGGCUGCGCACCCCUCUUUCCUAACUGUGGCAUCAUAUUUCUGCGUGCAGUCCUGUUUUCCUUCAUCAAAGCAGCAUCAAGAGGGAGAACUGGCUUAAAAAAAUAAAGGGUGGAUUUUGCAAGGGGAAAGCAUCAGCGCUCCUUUUUCUGCCAUGUAGAUGUAUGUAUCGUAAAUAGGUAUUUUUAUAUAUAGUCAGCUUAGAAAUAGUCUCAGGUUGCAAUGCUUUGUCUCUUUUCUUUUAAAUGGAGCUGCCCCUUAGCUCUUGUCUGCCUUGCUGUUCCUGUUCAACACACCGUUGCUGUACCUACAUCAGUGGAUGCAGUGAGUGUGUGCGUGCCUGUGUGGGACUAUUCCAUGAGAACAGUCCCUGUCGGACCCACCCUGCCCUGGAGCAGCCCAGCAGCACUGCAGAGAGAUGUGCUAGCACUUUUGCUGUAGAUGCAGCUUGUGAAGGGAUGCUGCUUGCCUUGUCGUGCCUACACAAAAUGCAUCCUGACAAGUGGAGGUGGCAAUUAAAUACUGAUGGCGGGAGGUGCUUAUCGGGUGGCAUUACACCAUGCCUGGUCUGAGCGAUGCUGUCAGCUCUGGAUUAUUCAUUUUGCAAGAUUUAUGAGUGUUUUUUAUACGGUGACGCCUUUCCAGGUGUAUUCAGCCUUCCAGCCUGUGGGUGCCUCACAUUCACUGUGAUUUUAAGAUGCUGUGAUGUGCGCCUGUCUUUAUUGAGGGCAAUAAAUGAUGUUGCAAAAGGAGAAGGAGGCAGAGUUGGGGCUGUGUGAGAUUUGGGUGUCAGCAGCACGUGGCAGAGAUAAAAUAAUAGUAGAUGAUGCUAUUGCGAAAGCUGAGGCGAGUCAGGGCAGGAGGAAUGAGCAGCAUAGCAUCGCUCCUUGCCUUUGUAGCCAGGGAUGGGAUGAGAUUGGAUGGAAUGGGAAGCAAUGAGAUGGAUAGGAUGGAAUGAGACAGAAUGUGAUGGUAUGAAAAGAGGGUGUGACGGAAUGGAGAGAGAUAAGUUAGGAUGUAAUGGGAUGAGAUGGAAGAGGAUGGUAUGAAGUGGGAUGCAAUGAGAUGAGAUGAGAUGGGAUAAGAAGAGGUGAGAUGAAAUGUGAUGAUAGGAUGGUUGAGAUGUGAUGGAUAGAAUGGAAUGGGAUUGGAUGAGGUGGGAUGCAGUGAGAUGGAAUGGGAUGAAAGGGGAAAGAGUGGGAUGAGAAGAGAUGAAAUGUGAUGGGAUUUGAUGUGAUGGAAUGGGUUAAAAUGAGUUGGGAUGAGAAGAGAUGGGAUGAAAUGUGAUGGGAUGCAAGGAGAUGGGAUGGGAGGCUUGCGUGAAGCAGGCUGGCCGUCCAUGGGUUGGAGGUUAUGCCACCCUUGGGAUCCAUGUGUAUGCCUCAUGUUUCCCUCUUCUUCCCCAGCUGGGGCCAGCCCCCUCCCUGAGUGUGGCGAGCAGCCGGAGGAGUGGUGCCGUGAUGUGGGGACGGCAGCCAAGUGCGGGGUGCUGGAGCUGUGCCGGCUCGCUGUUUGGGACCAACCAGUAGGGCAGAAGGGGAUCCCAUGCCACCUGUGCCAGGUGGUGGUGUCUAUGAUGGGGAAGAUCCUGCAGGACAACUGCACCGAGGAAAAGCUGCGGCUCUUCUUGGAUAAGAGAUGUCAGUAUCUGCCCUUCCAGGACUGGUCGGUCAAGUGCAAGAAGAUGGUGGACACUGGUGUCCUCAUCCUGGCUCAACUGGGCAAGCAAGUGCUGUCAGACCCAAAAGUGGUGUGUGGCACUAUCAAGUUGUGUCAACCCCGGGGGGACCUUGAAGGGGCCCUGAAGUUCCAGGAACAGCCACCAGCCCCCGCUGACCCGGCACAGGACUUGGCCCAACUGGCUGUGCCCUUCAUCAAUGGUGUCCCACUCCUGCUCCAGCCCCAGGACCUGCCGCAUACCCAGGACACUGGGGACCUGUGUGAGGACUGCGCCCGGCUGGUGGCAGCUGUGCAGUUGGAGCUGAGCAAUGGGGCCACCACUGCUCGCUCACUGGUGGCCCGUGCCAAGGAGGAGUGUGAGGGCCUGGGGCCCGUCCUGGCACAGAGGUGCAAUUACUACCUGGUCAAGUAUGCAGACACAGCUGCCUGGAUGCUCCGGCACUUGCUGGCUGAGGACCCACGGGAGCUCUGCAGCAUGCUGGAGCUCUGCCCCACAGCAGACCCAGGAUCCCUGCCGCUCUCCGAGAAGAUGGCCCAGCUCCUGGGCACGCUACUCUCCAAUACGGAGGCCACGCCGCUGUGUGAGAUAUGCGAGUUCGCUGUGCGGGCGGCUGAGAGCCUCCUGGAGAACAACAUGACGGAGGAGCAGCUGGUGAGCGACAUUGAGAAGGUGUGCUACAUGCUGCCGCACAGCGUCAUUGGGCAGUGCAAGGACUUUGUGGAUUCGUACGGCAAGGCGGUGGUCAUCAUGCUGCUGGAGGCCACCGACCCGCAGGCUGUGUGCACCAUGCUGCAUGUCUGUCCGCGCCAGGAGGCGGCCCAGGGGGCAGAGGUGGGGGCAGGGCUGGAGGCAGCACUGGAGCCGGCUGCUGGAGCAUUCUGCAACGUCUGCCAGAUCUUCAUCACUUACCUGGAUAACGAACUGCUGAAAAACGAGACGCUGACGGAACUGGGCGCUGUGCUGGAGAAGGGCUGUGAGCUGCUGCCCGGCCCGCUCACCAGCACGUGCGAGGCGCUAGUGAUGCAGUACGAGCCAGCAGCUGUGCGGCUCCUCGUGCAGAUGAUGGACCCUGACUUUGUCUGCACUAAAAUCCGAGCUUGUGACUCAGACCUGACCUCAACCCCUUGUGCCCAAGGACCUGACUACUGGUGCACCAGCAUGGCCACAGCCACUGAGUGUGACGCUGUGGAGCACUGCAGGCAGCAUGUGUGGAACUAGGAGCAUCUCCACCCUGGACCCUCCCUCCCUUGGGAUGCAGCCACAGCACCAGGGAUGGGGUGUCCCAGAGGCUCCCUGCUGCGCUCUGGGGCACUCCAGCCCACUCCGCCUUCUUCUUUUCCACCCCCGGGGCUUGGAUUUUUGGAUCAGGUUAAGGGAUUUUUGCCUUGUUGUUGGGACUGGGAGCUCAGCGGUAGGCUUGUUUCAACAUACCCUCCCUUAUGCUAUUCGCUGAGUGAAAACCUUUGGUUGUUCCCUUUCACAACCCACCCAGAACUGACACCAAAGCCAUGAUCAGGGCAACUCCAUGGACUGGGAUGGGCUCUGCUGCUGCAGUGCUGGUCCCAGAUUGCUGGUGCUCUCCCACCAUGAGUCCCAUGUGAUUUUUGGCAAGACCUUUGCUAGACUCGGUCCCAACUGGGGCAAUUUUUUAAUUUUAUUUUUUUCCCAUGGUCAUCAGUUAAAGAAUCAAAGCAGAUUCCACGUGCCUGGCUUUGCAUGACUUCUGCAGUAGAUGAAUGUUGUAGGGGGGAAGGAGAAGACAUAGGCUGGGUUAGAAACAGGCAUUUUUAUAUAUACGUAAAUAUAUUACAUGUGUUUAUAUAUACGCAUAUCUGCUAUGUGUGUAUAUAUACACAUAUGCAUACGUGUUUAUGUGUACAUGUAUAUACACAUAAAUACAUAUAUUUAUGUAUAUGUAGAUAGAUGGACAUUGCCUUGACCCUGCUGCUGUGCGGGGAUGGGCAUAGCCUGCAGAAGGAUUGCAAACCCAGCACUGCAGGGCCAGGAUGUGGGGUUCCUUGGCUGCAGGGAGGCAUGGGCUGGUAUCCCCAGCCCUGGGCAUGGGAUGUAACAUGGGGUCACCUUCAAUCCACUGGCACGGGAGCCUUGCUGGAAUAUAUGUAUAUAUAGUGUGGGCAUCCCCUGAACACGCAAAUGAGUGAGUUUGGGGUUUCCUUCCUAGCAAAUAUCUCUUGCAGGGGAUCCUGAUGCCAAAGUGUGGUGAGGAGGCAGUAGUGUGCCCCACUACACCACCAAUAAACACCUCCAUCAGCCUGG